AUGGACCAUACUGGUCCAUACUGGUUUAUACUGAUCUAUAUUGGUUUAUACUGGUGUGUACUGGUCCAUACCAGUCCAUACUGGUUUACACUGGUCCGUACUGGUCCCCUGCAGGACCUGGGUGUGGCACAGCCCGGCUCCUCCUCGGUGCCGGACCUGGGCGCGGUGCAGCCCGGCUCCUCGUCGGUGCCAUGGACCAUACUGGACCUGGGCGCGGCGCAGCCCGGCUCCUCGUCGGCGCCAUGGACCAUACUGGACCUGGGCGCGGCGCAGCCCGGCUCCUCGUCGGUGCCAUGGACCAUACUGGACCUGGGCGCGGCGCAGCCCGGCUCCUCGUCGGCGCCCGUGGCCAUCAGCGCGCACCAGAGCGAGGUGGGCUGCGCGGCGCUGAGCGCGCCCGGGACGCUGCUGGCGUCGGCCUCGCGCCGCGGGACCCUGAUCCGCCUCUUCUGCACCCAGAGCCGCGCGCGGCUGCUGGAGCUGCGCCGCGGCACCGACCCCGCCACGCUCUACUGCCUGGCCUUCAGCCCCGACUGCUCCUUCCUGUGCGCGGCCAGCGACAAAGGCACCGGCCACGUCUUCGCCCUGCGGGACACGCGGCUCAACCGGCGCUCGGCGCUGGCGCGGGUGGGGAAGGUGGGGCCGGUGCUGGGCCCCUACGUGGAGUCCCAGUGGUCCCUGGCCAGCUUCGCCAUCCCGGCCGAGGCGCCCGGGGUCUGCGCCUUCGGCAGGGCCGGCCGCAGCCCCAGCUCCGUCAUCGGUGAGCGCCCCCAAAAUAUCCCAAAUGUACCCUAAAAUGUACUGGAGGGUGCCCCCGAAAUAUCCCAAACGUACCCCAAAAUAUCCCUGAGAGAGCCCCGAAAUAUCCCAAACAUACCCCAAAAUAUCCCUGAGAGAGCCCCGAAAUAUCCCAAAUGUACCCUAAAAAACCCCUGAGAGAUCCCCUAAGAUAUCCCUGAGAGAGCCCCCAGAGUAUCCCAAACGUACCCUAAAAUGUACCGGAGGGUGCCCCCAAAAUAUCCCAAACAUAC
Messenger RNA from Lonchura striata (white-rumped munia), 1031 nucleotides. NCBI's taxonomy places the organism in Eukaryota, Metazoa, Chordata, Aves, Passeriformes, Estrildidae. The record is from RefSeq and is a predicted model, not a curated record.